CCAUUAUCUUCUUCCUCGUUUCCAUACUAGUCUGCAAUGAAUCCUUUCUCUCGAGAAAUUUCCAUUGAAACAGAAAAACCCACAAAGGACGUGAUGGGUGGUAGUAGUAACUUGGAAAGGACAUUAACUGUUGAGGUCAGGGGCUUCGACAAGGACAAGGGUGAUUUCCUCGACCUGGGUCAUCCUCUCCUCAACCGCAUCGCCGAGAGCUUUGUUAAAGCUGCUUGUAUUCGAGCUAUUCAUGCUGUGUCGAGGGACGCUUACUUUGCAGCUGUUGAUAGUACAGAUUCAAGUAAUUCGCCAAGGAGCACUCCAAGUGGUGCCAAGUCGCAUCCCUUUCCUCGUCUCAAAGGAGAAACCAACAGCAAAUCUCUCGAAGUAAUGGUGAAGAACACUGGAAAGGAGACUCUACAAUGGGGCUUGGCUGCUGGUAUAUAUUCAGGCCUAACGUAUGGUCUAAAGGAGGCUCGUGGAGCUCAUGAUUGGGUUAGUUCGGUAUCCCUCUUAUAUGUUCUUUUUUGUCAGGGUUCCUUCUUAAUGGAAUUUGGGUUAUUCAGCAACCACCAUAUAAUCAGGUGGGACUUGACAUUAGGGAGUGAACAAAAUGUCUCGUUACAAAACGCUGAUAUACACAGGCCCCCUUUGUUCACUCCUCAAGGGGUAAUGUAAAGAAGGAAGUGAGAAGUCUAAGAAUAGGAAGUAGGAAAAGGAAGGUAGAUGUAAUGGCUAAACUACAAAUAUAUAGGACUACAUUUCUUGUUAUGGUUAAAGGAUCAAGCAACUUUCUCAUCUUGCACAUCUCAGUUGAGAUUUUUCUUCUAAAUCUGAGAUUUUUCAUCAUAGACCUCAUGUUUAGGCGCUAGUAGGUGUCAUCAAGAGACUCUAAACAUUAGGAUGUUGAAGUCGCGGCAUGUUGCAGAAGUUGUUCUGUACCAUAAUUAACUAGUUCUACUAAAAGUAUAGACUUUUAAGCAUACAUAAUCUCAAUUGAAGGGUAUCAUCCAGACAAAUUUGUUAACAUGACACAUGAAUGAUUUUAGAUUCAGCAGUGUGGUAUAACAAUUGAUCUGCUGGAUUCUCAAUCCUGGCAUUGAUACUUUAUGUAUUUUUGAUAAUCUGUAAUGACACUGAUGAGUUUUUAUGCAGAAAAACAGUGCAGUGGCAGGAGCAGUUACAGGAAUGGCAUUGGCGUUAACAUCAGAGGAAACCACCCAAGAGCAGGUGGUGCAUUGUGCUAUCACUGGAGCUGCCAUUUCUACUGCUGCAAAUCUUCUUAAAGGGAUUUUCUAAGUUAGAACUACAGGGGUUAUGCCAUGCAGCCUCAAAAUUUUAGUUUUCCUUUUGCCAAAGACUAAUUUCCUUUUGAAUGCAAGGUUAAGAGAAAAUAAUCAUUUGAGAAUUUCGUUGUUCCAGCUUAAAUAUUGUCUGCCUUUAACUAGGUGGGUACGUACUACACCAACAAUAUGUAAACAAAGUCUUAAUUUGUUGGCUUUGAUUAAAAUUAAAUAGUUCUCCAUGAUUUUGUAAGGUAGCCAGACUUUCCACUCAAUCAAAUCUCUCAGCUCCGGUGUAAAUGAAAUGAAACCUAUAAAACGAGUCAGUUUAU
Messenger RNA from Rubroshorea leprosula, 1606 nucleotides. NCBI's taxonomy places the organism in Eukaryota, Viridiplantae, Streptophyta, Magnoliopsida, Malvales, Dipterocarpaceae. The record is from the annotation of a GenBank genome assembly.